Zootoca vivipara (common lizard) is the source of this 5993-nucleotide messenger RNA. RefSeq names its product P2Y purinoceptor 8-like. Gene Ontology annotation, molecular function: G protein-coupled receptor activity. NCBI's taxonomy places the organism in Eukaryota, Metazoa, Chordata, Lepidosauria, Squamata, Lacertidae. Gene Ontology annotation, biological process: phospholipase C-activating G protein-coupled receptor signaling pathway; positive regulation of Rho protein signal transduction. Gene Ontology annotation, cellular component: plasma membrane. The record is from RefSeq and is a predicted model, not a curated record.
UAAUAAUAACAACAAUCAGCGUCUCGCAUGCCUGGACAGAUGUUUCUCGGUUUGUUUUUAAAACUGUGCACCAGACAGUUUGCACAUGAUAUAAUCUAUGAAAAAAAGGAAGUCAAAAACAUCAGCAGUCAAAAACACUCCCUUUAUCUUGUGAUGCACAUGACCCUGUGGAAAUAUUUCCUGUCGCACUAGCCUAAAUGUUUCAUUAAGUGUACUGCCAUGUGCUAAUGAGAUGCCCACCAAAUGGUGGGACUGUGGAUGGAAAUGAGGCCAGCAUGAUGGACUGCAGCUGAAUAAGUGGGUUGCAGACCUCAGUCACAUGACAGAAUUCUGCAGAGCCUCAAGCGCCAACAAGCCCAUCAUACGGAAUGUAUUCAAAUAUUACCAAUUCACCUCUGGACAAUGCAACCAUUAACAUGCUCCAGAACCAAGCUAUCAUGGUCGCCUUGCCAGUUGUGUACUCCCUGACAGCAAUCAUCAGCAUCCCUGGAAAUGUUUUCUCCCUCUGGAUACUCUUCUUCCACAUCAAGCCCAGAACCACCUCAGUCAUCUUCAUGAUUAAUCUUAGCAUCACCGAUCUUGCGCUGGCUUCCUUUCUCCCCUUCCAGAUUAUAUAUCACUAUGAUGGGAACAACUGGACUUUUGGCAGGCGGAUGUGCAGCAUCGUCACGGUGAUGUUUUACGCAAACAUGUAUUGCUCCAUAAUCACUAUGACCUGCAUCAGUUUGGAGCGCUACUUGGGAGUGGUCAAACCAAUGACAUCCCAGAAAUGGAGAAGAAAGAGGUACGCGAUUGCAUGCUGCUUUGGAAUGUGGUUUCUUGUUCUGUUAGCCCUAUGGCCAUUAGAAGCGGGAGACCUGACUUUCGAAGUGAAAGAACUGAACAUCACCACAUGUUUCGAUGUGCUUAAGUGGAAAAUGCUUCCUAGUAUCGGGGCAUGGGCAGCUUUCCUUUUGCUGCCCUUCUUCUUCUUCUUCUUGCUCCCGUUCAUAGUGACCAUAAUCUGUUACUUUAGCAUUAUUCGGAAGCUGAUCCAGGCCUCUCAGAAAUAUGGCAAUGGGCAAAAGACACGGUCUAUCUACUUGGCCACCAUAGUCGUCUUGGUGUUCAUCAUUUGUUUUGCUCCCAACAACUUUGUCCUGCUGGUGCACAUCAUCUGCCGCCUCCGUAAACAGGAAGGCUACUACCACAUUUACAAACUCACCUUGUGCCUCAGCUGCCUCAACAACUGCAUCGACCCGUUCAUUUACUACUUUGCAUCCAAGGAGUUCUAUCAGACGUUCAUGCAGGUGAUCGGCAAGAAGGUAUCUCUGAUGGAAAGCUGGGAAAGUAGAAGGGAAAGCAUGCUCACUGCCAGGACGACGUCGGCAAGAUCGAUGUCAAGCGGACACGCGGAAGGGAUGGCAGUGCAUACACCCUUUCUGCAAAGAAGUGAAAGUGUGUUUUGACACCGGGGUUCCAAUGGGAAGCGGGUGCCAUCUUUGCUCCGUAAAAUGAAACCAUAGCACUGGUGUCAUUGACUGAAACCACUGCUGGUGUCAUUGGAAGGUAUAGAUAUCAAGGAACACCUUGACUUGCGCACCAAAAGCAGAACUACAUGUUACUGGAGAGACAUGGCGCUGCUCCCCUCAAAUGGCAUUGUUGUUGUUUAGUCAUUUAGUCGUGUCCAACUCUUCGUGACCCCAUGGACCAUAGCAUGCCAGGCACUCCUGUCUUGCACUGCCUCCCACAGUUUGGUCAAACUCAUGUUCGUAGCUUCGAGAACACUGUCCAACCAUCUCGUCCUCUGUUGUCCACUUCUCCUAGUGCCCUCAAUCUUUCCCAACAUCAGGGUCUUUUCCAGGGAGUCUUCUCUUCUCAUGAGGUGGCCAAAGUAUUGGAGCCUCAGCUUCAGGAUCUGUCCUUCCAGUGAGCGCUCAAAUGGCAUUACUUUUAUUAUUUAUUAAAUAUCCAUCCAAAUAUUAUGUUCUCCUCAAACCUCCCUUUAAGGGCAGUAAGCUAAUCAUGUGAAGAAAUGUCAUCAUGCCAUGCAUUUCAGCGCAUGUCUCAACAUCACCCAGGAAUAUGGGGCCAGGGUGGAAAAACUAUGAUAUGAUGGCAUUACAUCAAGGGAUAAGUAAUAUAAAUUAUGGGGGACUGGGGUAGAGUUUGAGACAGGGUUACAGCCUUUCAUGGCACCCCAAAUGUGCUGUAAUGUGGAGUUCUGCCCUAAGGAACCAAUUCUAAAAAGGCAUUCACUUACUUGCUGAAAAUAAAUGUUUAACAUUCACCACUUUCCCAUCUCUUUUCGGCUCAUGGCAGUCAAACCAUUUGCAACUCAAUCCUCUCUGUUUUGACAUACUGUGUCUAUAGUAUCUAGGGAAUCUACUUUAUGGAGAUCUUAAUGUUAAGCUUGAAAGUGCUGCCAAAGGUCAGCAACACCUUCACCCACUUACUUAACUAUGAAACAUUCAAUGGGCUGCACUUUUGUAUGUGUGCAAAUACAGGUUCCAUUGUCUCUUGAAUUAUUCUUUUUUUUUUGAAAUCAUUUCCGGCCUUGCUUCUAAGUUUGAGUAAUUGUUUUUAAUUUCCACUUAAUGCAGUUUAUACAAUUUGAUCAACAGAACUUUCAAGCUUAAUAUGGAGAUACCAAUAAAGUUUAUUUCCUUGUUUCAUAGGCAAGUCAGUGAGUGCAAGUGCUACUGACCUUUGGUGGCACCGUAAACAAAAAUAUUAAGACACACCAGGCAGUCUUACAUGAGAUUUAAACUGAGGUAUGAGGUUAUCAUAUUAAGUGUUCCAUUGAUGGAAUAAGUAAAGGUGUGGCUCAUUCAACAGCUGCAAUCUUUUCAGAAAUCUUCUGGAUCAUUAGUGCAACAAACAGAGCUAGAAACCAGAAGUGUGAGGACCCUCCAAUGUAUAAUUCAUGGUUGUAUAAAAUGGGAAUCUGAGCUGAGUUUAAUCCUAUAGCUAAUUUUAGAAGUUGCUGAAGCGAUUUAUAAGAUUCUAGUCCUAACUAAAGGGGAAUGUUUUGUAAGUUUUAAAGUUUGAGUGUACAAUGUUGGGAUUUUCUUAAUGGUAUGACGCCUGUGUUUUUCCUAUUAAAAGCAAUAUACUGUGGUAGAAAACGGUGAAUGAUUUCAAUUUCAAAAGCAGAAUUUAUUUACUUACAUGAAGUGCUUAGGGGGGGAAAUAGGCUGUAUUUCUUUACCCAAGCUUUGCUGGAAGUAACCUCCCAUGACCUCAAUGAGGCUUAUUUCUGAGUAGACAAAGACAUUGUAGGGUUGCACUUUAUUAUCCUGAGACAGUUAUCCAAAGAAAAAGUUUGCUUGCUUUUUAGUGCACGGGCGUGCGCGCGCGCACACACACACACGUGCAUGUGUGUGUGUGUAUGUGUGAUAAUUUCAAAAGUCCACUUUUCCGCUUGUCCAAUGCCUAGAAAGCAGGGGUCUGAGCUGUUUUCCACUUGACUAGCAAACAGUAACCUUUGGAAAUCCCGAUCGCUGUUUGCUCCAAUUGAGCACUAAAGAGUUUUCCCUGAGUGAUGGGAAGCAGCGGGAAAUGUUACUGCAGUGGACACCUAGUAGAAAAGGUAGCACAGGCAAGUCUGAAUGGUACUUCACAGACAUGUGGACAAGCAAUGCAAGGGGAAAGACUCAGUGACAAAACAUGUGUUUCUCACACAGAAGAUCCUGAGUUCAAUACCCAGCCCUUCCAAGUAGGACUAGGAACACCUCCAUCCAGGGCCGGAUUUAGGUUUGAUGAGGCCCUAAGCUACUGAAGGUAAUGGGGCCCUUUAUAUGUCCAGCCGUCCUUCGUCAACAACAAAUUGUCGCUGUUUUUUGUGUUGAAUAUACAGUCAUACCUCGGGUUAAGUACGCUUCAGGUUGAGUACUUUCAAUUUAAGUACUCUGCGGACCCGUCUGGAACAGAUUAAUCCACUUUCCAUUACUUUCAAUGGGAAAGUUCGCUUCAGGUUAAGUACGCCUCAAGUUAAGUAUAGACUUCCGGAACCAAUGAAGUACUUACCAAUUAAGUGCUAUAUGGCAAUUAAGUGCUAUAUGGUAACUUAUGGACCUAAUAGGCAUCGAAAGCCAUUUGCACAUAACAAAAUAUGUAUUUUUACAGUGAUAUUUUAGGAAGCAGACUAGUAGGUGGGGCCCAUUACUUACAUCAUAGGAGCCUACACAACACAAAACACUGUUGCUGCGUGUAGGUUUUACUUUAUUUGUUUUUUAUCUUAUAUUUUGGAAAUGUACAGCCAGUGUUUUUCCCCUUUAAUUUUUUUUUGCCCCCCCCCCAAGAGAGUGGGGCCCUAAGCUAUAGUUUGUUUAGCUUAUAUGUAAAUCCAGCACUGCCUCCAUAUGAACUCCUGGCAGUUGUUGCUGGUCAUCUCUGCAGACGGGGUUAGAUGGGUCUGAAUAGAGUUCCCCUUCUUUCUCACAAAACCCACCCAUGGCUACCUCCCCACCAUGCCCAGCUUUCUUAAUUUCAGGGUGUGUGUGUGUGUGUGUUUAUAUGUACUCUUCCAGAUUCUCACUAUUUUCAGGUGGGCUCCAUUCACAUACUGAGCUGAGCAAUUAUAGCAUACAUUCCAAGCGUCCUGAUUUUCCAAGGACAGUCCUGAAAUUACAAAAGCCCAACCAGCUUCUGAUUUGAUCCUGGAAUGUCCCCGUCUCCCCGGCCACUGCUGCUGCCGCCAAGCUCGAGGAGGAGGAGGAACAACUGGUGCUUGUCCUGAGCAGUGGCAGCAAAGGAGCAUCCCAUUGAUGCUUCUCCAUGGCCGUUGCUGCUGGCCUACCCACUUCGGCAGCUUGUAGCGGUUGCUGGAGAGCGGGUGAAGAGGAGAGGAUGCUGCCACCAGGGCCCAGCCCUACGUGACACACUGGUUCUGAGGGAAAGGCAGAGGGCAGGGCCACCCUGGGUGGGAAGAAAGGGGGAGCAGAGCAAACUCCAUGGAGUCUUGAUUACUAUAUUUUUAAGGAACACUUUGUGCAUCCAUGUGACUAAUCUUGCCCCUUUCUAAAACUUAAUUAUCUCUCUGUGUUUGGAAAUCGACCAAAGAAUAAAAUAAAAUAAAAUUGCAAUUAAGGGGCUUUCUCAGGAUGGCGCAGGGUAUGUGUGCUGAGUCCUGUGGGGUGAUGGUGGUUGCAAUUGCCUUUCUUCCAAUAGGAAAUGCUGGGGGGGGGGCACAAAAAUGGCAGGGUUGAGGUGGGUAGAUGGGUUACAGUAAGAAAUCUGAAGAAUGUUGAAGGGUAUCUUAUAGUUCAUUGAGAGGUCUUAUGCAACAAACCCACUUCCCCCCAAAGAAUGUUUUUUUUUGCAAUAAGGACUGUGAAGGGAAAUUGCAUUGAAAAGUGUGUGGCGUAACACUUGCUUUAACACAACAUCAUCUAACCUCCUUGUAAACAAAUCAGAAUAGUUUUGAAAGAGCCAAUGUGAUCUGAUCUCCCUGAAAACAAACCAGGACAAAUGCCCACAUUUUGUUGUUGCUAUCGUUAAGCAAUCGGGAAUAAAAAAAUGCUUGCUGAUCUACUGCCUUUGAGAAGCAGCAGAGAUACCUUAUGCCUAGUUGCUUGUUUGAACAAAUGAAUGGGAUGUCAGUGCAGCAAGUCCACAACAGACUGCUGCAUGGAACCACCUCAGUGGUGCUUAGGAAUGCAAGUUUUUUUGGCUUUUUUACAGUGGCCACAGGAUGAUGUCUUCAGCAAAAUGCCAUCCCGUUACCCCCCACCCCCAACCCAAUGUAAUUGAGAUUUACCACAAGUUUCCACAAGUGCUUCUAUUUAUUGAAAUAGAAAACCUGGAUUAAAGAGGGAAAUAAUAUGUGGCAGCAUUUUUAUGAGGAUGGCAGGUGAAUGCUGUGCACACUUUGCAAGCAUGAGCAGAACCAAGACCACAGUGAGCUGCCACAUGGGAGUGCAGACGAUUAAGGGAGGGAAAGAAAGAAAGAAUAGUCUUAAAAUCUCACUGUUGAAUUAUUAGACUGACCUCUUGUGGUCAAUUCAAUGAAG